AUGUCAGACAUCAAGCACACUAUAGCCAUCGAGGAGGGCGAGAUCGUCGUCCCUCAGGUCGGACCCGAGCGCGAUGCCAUUACCAAGCGUCUCCUGCACAAGCUCGAUAUGCGCCUUGUCACUUAUAUGUCGCUGUUGUACCUUUUCAACACUCUUGACCGCGGAAAUAUUGGCAAUGCGCGUCUUGGUGGUCUCGAAGAGGACACACACCUCACCGGCAACGACUUUUACAACGUGCUUUCCUUCUUCUACUUUGGCUACUGUAUUUCCCAGGUGCCCAACAUGUUUCUGCUCAAGAAAGUCAGCCCGUCGCUGCUGAUCGGCGUGACCAUGGUGCUGUGGGGCGUCUGCUCGACUUCUAUGGCAGCGUGCAAGAACUACUCCAGCCUACUCGCCGCACGCUUCUUCAUGGGGGUGUUUGAAGCUGGUAUUGGUCCCGGCGCCCCACUGGUCUUGUCGUUCUUUUACUUGCGCAAUGAGCUUGCAUGGCGCACAGCUCUUUUCUUCGGCAGCUCAACCAUUGCUGGCGCCUUUGGCGGAGCGAUCGCUUACGGGGUGUCCAAAAAUCUGGCCCACGAGAAGCUGGCACCUUGGCGGUUGCUGUUCAUUAUUGAGGGUAUCCCUACAAUUGCACUAGGCAUAUUCACAAUCUUCUUCUUGCCCAACUCUCCCCACAAGCUCGAGAAGUGGUUUGUGACGCCCGAGGAGAAGCAGGUGGCCAUUGAGCGUGGGCGCUCGGGACUCAACACCGACAAUACUGUUUUGGACAAGCGCCAGCUGAUUGCUGCCUUCAAGGACUACAAGAACCUCUUCACGUGUCUGAUAUAUAUCGGCCUGAAUAUCCCGCUAGCCUCGUACACGUCGUUCUUGCCCACGAUUGUCAAGAACAUGGGCUACUCGGACGCCAAGGCCCAACUGAUGACUGUUCCGCCAUAUGCGUGUGCGCUGGUCACUGUGCUGCUGUUUGCAUGGAACUCUGACCGUACCCAGCGCCGUGGCUACCAUGUUGCUGGUGCUGGCUCAAUUGCCUGCCUUGGCUAUAUCCUGUUGCUCUCGUCGGACCACAUGCACACCAACUAUGCUGGUGCAUGCAUCGUUGCCGUGGGGUUGUACCCGGUUGUGCCGCUGAUGCUGUCAUGGGUAGCCAACAACAAUGUUGGACACACAAAGCGUGCGAUCAGUGUGGCUAUGCUCAACACAUUCGGCCAGUGCUUCGCAACCGUAGGCACGCAGAUCUACAAGACUCACAUGGCACCACGCUUCUUCAUGGGAUAUAGUGUGUGUCUCUCGUUUAGCUUUCUGAUGAUCGUCGUGGCGCUGUCCCUGACAUACAUUCUGAGGCGGGAGAAUGCCCGCAGGGACGCCGAGUUUGGUGAGCCCAAGCUGUUGACCCCAGAAGAGCAGGCUGAGGCAAUCCGCAGCGGCAUCUACGACGACCACCCAAGCUUCCGUUAUUACGUCUAA
Messenger RNA from Linderina pennispora, 1464 nucleotides. Its product is annotated as MFS general substrate transporter. Gene Ontology annotation, molecular function: transmembrane transporter activity. Gene Ontology annotation, cellular component: membrane. Gene Ontology annotation, biological process: transmembrane transport. The record is from RefSeq and is a predicted model, not a curated record. The transcript has a single exon. The coding region runs from base 1 to 1464 and encodes 487 amino acids. NCBI's taxonomy places the organism in Eukaryota, Fungi, Kickxellomycota, Kickxellomycetes, Kickxellales, Kickxellaceae.